AUGGAGGAUAAUGAUUGGGAUUUAAGUGCUGUAGUAAGGAGUUGUAAUAUUAUUAUUAAUAAGCCUACCAAUGUUACUGCUUCUGAAAAUGACUCGUAUACUUUUGAGAAAACAUUAGAUUUUUCAGUUGGUCGCGAGAAAAAAUCAAAUGAUCAGGUCGUAAUCACAAACCAAAACCAAGAGAUGUAUUUACAUCCAACUCAACCAAAUCAAUUUAGUGAAGAAAACAUUCUUCCUUCAUUACCAACAACAGUGACGACGGGUGUGCCAACAACGACUACAACUACAACACCACAAGAGUCGAUUUAUGUACAUCAACAACUUGAAAAAUCAAAUGACCAGGUUAUAAUUAUGAAUCAAAAUAAGAAUCCAAUGAUGUACUUAGAACCACAAUUUAGGCAACAAAUCUUUCUUCCCCCCUUACCAACAACAACAACACCAGAAGAAUCAGUAAAUCAGCAACAACUUGUGGUACAUGAUCAAGUUUAUCCUAACAUCACUAUGCCCGUGCAGAAUUCUAUGAUCAGAACCUUUAAAAGAAGAGAUCAGUCACCAAGAGUUUUCAAUGAAGUGUUGCAAGAGGAACUCACAGAUGAUAAAUGGGCGUGGCAAAAGUAUGGUCAGAAGUCAAUCAAAGGUUCUCCAUUUCCAAGGAACUACUUUAAAUGCAGUGCAUCAAACUGCAAAGCAACAAAAAUAAUUGAGAAAAGCCCAAAGAAUGAGAAGUAUUUUUUGGUGUCCUAUUCUGAUGUACACAACCAUGAUCCUCCUCCAUCUCGUAGGUCUCUUGCUUUAUACAACAAUAUUUCCAAACGCAGACUUCCAAAAAGUAUAAAUAUUGUGCCAAAGGCGUUAAAAUUGAACGCAUCAUCGUCAUCGUCAUCGUCAUCGUCAUCGUCCAAACGUGCUAAGCGUGUCAAAGUUGAUGCCUCUUCAACUGCACCUAAACCUGAAAUUAAGAAAAAUAAUGAAAUGGUUGAUGAUGUUGUGGAGAACAAAGGUGAUAUAAUUGAAGAGGAGGAGAUUACAUAUGACAAAAUUUUCAUGGAUUUUGAAAACUCCAACAAGUUAUACAUCUAG
Molecule: messenger RNA, 1080 nt
Organism: Solanum lycopersicum (tomato)
Lineage: Eukaryota; Viridiplantae; Streptophyta; Magnoliopsida; Solanales; Solanaceae
Product: probable WRKY transcription factor 27
Biological process (GO): regulation of DNA-templated transcription
Cellular component (GO): nucleus
Molecular function (GO): DNA-binding transcription factor activity; transcription cis-regulatory region binding
Source: RefSeq, a predicted model, not a curated record